AUGAGGUGUUUCCAGCUCUGUUGGGUGAUUUUCAUCUUGAUUUUUUUCGGUGAAAGUGAAUGGAUGCCGUCCGUCUCUGGAAUGCCUAUGGAACAAAGAUUUGACGGAAGUACUCUAUGCGGCUUGGAUUUCGGGCGUAAUGCCGCCAGUAAAGAAUAUUCACGCAUUGCUUUAGAACUGAUUUACAAGGAUACAGCAACAGUGGUUGCUAAUAGCACCAAAUGCGAUCUGGAGUUCAGGGAUGGCGCUGCGCAAUGGAAGAAGCUUACAGGAAAUGAAAAAAGAUCAUUCGACCGCAUCGAAGUUCGAGUAACAGAAGGCAAUCCCGAACUCCUUAAGGUAUGAAAUCAUUCCUUUUCAAAUUUAUCUACUUUAUUUACCGUUGAAAAAUAGCUUCUAACGUUUCAUCCUACUUGGAUUAGCAUAAUUUAGGGUAUGUUUUCCUUACAUCAACUUUCAUUUAUGCGAUCACUCAUAUGUAAUGUAUUUUUAGCAAGAGGCGGAAAAUUGUAUAUUGUCCCCACUUACGUUUAAAUCCAUCCUCUCAAACGGACACUCAUAUAAUUGAGUUGAUGGUAUACUGCAUCGGCAAGAAUGCGCAUCGCGAAUUAUUAUCAUAGUUUACUUUUCUCUUUAAACUGAUUAUUCCAGAAGUAUUCUGUUGUUUGCAUUAUUUAGAUCUUUGUUGACAAAAAAGAUCGAAGACGACUCUCGGACGAUGUGCAUUCCAUUAUUCAAAUUGUUUGCGCAAACCGGAAGUUUCAUGGUUGCAUUCGCUUUCCAUCAUCGAAAAAAGGUGAGUUUGCACGAUUCUAGCUCCCGUUUUUCUGCCAGGCGAAGGAAAGACAUUGUUCUUAAGAGUUUCAUGUUAAUAUAUUGAUUAGCGAUUUUCAUUGCCAUCCAGAUAGACGCUUUUAUACACAGAUAUACAUUUAUAAAUAUAUAUAUUGGAUCCCGUUUACAAUAUAUGCAAACGUAUAUUGAAUCAAAAUCUUAUAACCUUUAUAGUGCUCUCUGUCAGUUUCAAUCAGAAAAACCCACCAGGAUAUUGCAAAGUCUCGGAAGAAUUGAGUCAUGAAUUCGUUUUUGAGUGGGUUGAUACAGUAUAUAUGUAUAAACAAAUAAUAGGUAAAUUUGAUUUUCAGUUUCCUGUUGGUAUAAUAGGUUCAUUUUUCAGUUUCCUGUUGGUUUAAUCAGGGCUCGAAAUAAUGGUGGGUCAAAGAACAAUGUUUGCACUGAUUGGGGAUUUGACUGGUCAACCUUUCAUCUUGCUAGUCAGUUUGACUGGUCACAUUCCAUCAUGUUGAAAAUGAAAUAAAUGAAAGUUCCCAUGCUGUUCAGUUUUUAUCAGUAUGUAAGGAGUCUGAAAAGAUACAUGACUGAGUCAAAAUGAAUUUGUCUAUCAUUGCAUGCGGAGACUCUCCAGAUACUGGAACCUUAAGUGACAUUUUUUGACCAAUCAGAGCACGCCUGGUAUUUCAUUUGUGUAUUGUGACAAUACAACUCCAAUUUUACUUGAGGUGUUAUUCUGGUAAUUGGCCAAAGAGGGUCCAGAGGCCCCCUUUGUUUAAAUUUGGAGGCCCUUUCUCAAGAAAGAGAGCCUAAGAUGUAAGGGGGCUUAGAGGAGGGCUCUUAACCCUUUAACUCCUAAGAGUGACUAAGACAGAAUCUACAAUAAAAAGCUAAGUUUUUCGUUUGUCUCAGAUGUAGUCAUGUGUGAUGUAGAUUGCGACGGUUCGACUGCAUACUGCUAGUCUUCUUCAGUCAAUGAGGUCGACUGAUCAUGUGUGACUAGUCUCGCAUGACCAGUUGACCUCAUUGCCUGAAGAAGACUAGCAGUAUGCAGUCAAAACGUCGCGACCUUCAUCACAUGUGACUACAUCUGAGACAAACGAAAAACUUAGCUUUUUAUUGUUAUUCACCGCGAUGAAUAACCACAACCUUUUCUAAGACAGAACAGAAGAAUUCUCUAAGACAGAAUUUCUCCCUACUUUACCAAUACCAUAUCAAGCAGAGAAUUAAUGAGAUCUAGAAAAAUAUAUUUAAGUGGAUUAUAAUCCCUUAGACCCUAAAGAGUGACUGGCUUCUAAUUUCUACAUACAGUGUUACCCCUGAAUCAAAUGUAAAGAUCAUGGGAAUAAUGGAAAUGAUCACCAAUUUAAGAAGCUUCUGAUUAUCAAACAAAUUCUCCUUGUCAGUACCAAAGUAAUUGAGUGAGAACAGUAUGGAGGGUACGAAUGCCAAUGUUAGGGGGUGAAGGGUUAUUCACCAAAAAUGAUCGGAUCAAUAUUAGUAUCUGGGCAACUGCCCACCUACCCCUCCCCUAACCCAACGUUAACCCUAACUUGUUAUCAAUUGACUGUUGUUGAGUUAGGGGAUGGGUAGGUGGGCAGUUGCCCAGAUACUGAUAUUGAUCCAAAUGAUCUAAAGAUGAUUUCAUCUUUCCAGCUGCACAUGCUAUAGAUUGUAUUUUAGGGUGCUAACAGUUGGCUAUUGACUUAUGAAUAAACAUUUCUCUAUGUUUUUUUUAACCCUUUAAGUCCCACUAGUGACCAAGACAGAAUUUCUCCUUACACUAUCAGUACAAUAUCAAGCAGACAAGUAAUGAGAGUAAAGAAAAAUAUCAAUUAGGGGAUUAUUGGUUGAUCCAAUACCAAAUUCUCCAAAUUAGAAUCAUACGAAUUGUAUGGCAGACAGUAAGGAGAAUUACUAUUGAGAUCUUGGGAAUUAAAGGGGUAAUGUUAUUUUAUUGCUCAUUUAGUAUAUGCGCUAUAUACUAGAUAAACUUAGCAGGCUGUAUUUCACUGUAUGGCAUGCUAAAUUCAAAAGUUUCUUUUAAUUGAAAUCUUCUGUCUAUGUUUUAACCCUUUAACUCCCAUGAGUGACCAAGACAGAAUUUCUCCUUAUAAUAUCAACACAAUAUCAACCAGAUAAGUGAUGAGAAUAAAGAAAAAGAUCAAUUUGGGGAUAAUUAUUUGAUCCAAUUCUAAAUUCUCAGAACUAACACUAUAAGAAUUGUAUGAUUUACAGUAAGGUGAAUUACAAAUUUGAUCUGGGAGUUAAAAGGUUAACCCAGAGAUAAAAUAAUUGUCCUACUAACCUCAUUUUUGUGGUCUGUAUAGUAAGUUAGAAACCUUGUUUUUUCUGCUCUAAUUUAUGGCCAGCACAUUUAGCACUUACACCAUAUAUCCCAGUAGAAAAAAAAUGGUGCGUAACUUACAAUACAGACCUCAAACUCAGUUUGUAAGAGACAUGUACUGUUGAUUUCAGGGGUUAUGCAUAAGCACAGAAGCCUUCUUAGUGUUGAUCAGGGUGACGUGCAGAAGGAUGAUGAUGAUGGCAUAUUUCUAAAGCCACUCCUCCUGAUAUCAGCUGGUAUCGCAGUUCUUCUUCUGGCUGGAAGUCUGUGCACUGAUUGUAAUGAAAACAAAGAUGAUGUGUCAAUGUAAGUUUAUUUUCAAAUUUAACAAUUUAAAGGUCAUGAAUAUUUCAUACUAUAACUAAUGUCUUUUUUGUUGUUGGUAAACUCUGCCCCUAGUCAGCCAUGUUUCAGCUAGCAGAGGCUAUCGCAUGCUUACCCCUUACUUGAUUAUUUCUAUAGGUAAAUGCAGAAAGGGGGUGGUUUUUCUUAAAAAAAACUGUGGUGCUGUGUCAGGGCUAAAAAUUAACCCCAGUGCUUGGUGGCCAGUCAGGCCAGUUUUCUUGAAUUCUUAGUGACCCAUCCCAAAAUGAAGUAGCCCUUGAUUUCCUCUAGUUUAAAAUGAAAAACUUGAAUAAAUGCCCCAUGGCUUUUAAUGGAGUGUUGACUAACAGAAAAGAACAAGUUCAUGAAAUCACUGUUAAAACAGCUCAGAAUUUCCACUUCAGGACUAAAAACUUCCCUAAAAUGGAUGAUCUUAGAGUCCAGGCAAAGAAAUGAAGAGAGAGGUGGUCCAGUUAAACUACAUAUUGAGUUUUCUUUCUAACUUUGUAAUUAACAUAAUUUACAUUGUAACUUUUUGAAAUUCUGUAGCAUAGUCGCGCAUCGGGCAUUAAAACCUUAACUUUUGGUGGCCCUAGUCAGUUUUAACUUGCGACUGUGUGACUGCCAAUUUUUAGCCCUGCUGUGUCAGUGGGAGAGUAUAGUUCAAGAUAAUUUUGUUUCAUCAACUGAGUUGAUAAUGUAAAUCGGCCACCGCAAAGAGUUUCAAAGCUAAAAUUUCGAGUUUUAGCCUUUUCAUCAGAGCCAAUAUUUUAACAGUUGUCCAUUUGCUCGGAUGCAAGGCUAAUGCUUGAAAUGUAAGCAUGAAACUCUUCACAAAAGCCAAUUUACAAUAUCCACUCAGGUGAUAAAUUAAAUUAUCUUGUUUUACUUCUAUAGUCUCAGUAAGUAGCCAGGUAUAGGGGAAAAGGGGCCAGGAUCACAAUGGACGUUAUGGGGAUGUCCCACUAAUAAGGGGUACCUCAGGGAUGCCACACCUCUUGCAGAAAGAAAGAGGGAAAAAAACGAACAUGAAAAAUUUUAAAGGGUGCGUCAGCCGAUCCAUGGAAAUACUUUUACAGUUUAUGCAAGGGUUUCCUAAGGUGCCAACCAGGAGAAUUUGUUUAACAAUCAAGAGCUUCUUUAGUUGGUGAUCAAAACCUCCAUUCUUGUGACCUUUGUAUGUAAUUCAGGAUGAUAUUGUUGGGAGAAUUUAAAUGCCAAUAUUUUUAGGGUUUAAAGGAUUAACUGAAGAUUUUAACUUUUAAUCUUCAGAUCGGAUGCCAAACCUCAUCUUGUCUCUUGCCAACAACGUCUAAGUCGGCGCCAGGUAGAGAACGUCCUUUUGAUAAAGUCUUGACUUUACAUCUGAUGUCAAAGUUGUUCUUCUCAUCUCAUAACUCUAUAAGCAGUGUCCUUGACUGAUUGAUGAACUGAACAAAAUUUCAAUGUUGAGAGGAACCAGCGAGAAAAAGUAAAAUCAUCCCUGUUCCCCCCCCCCCCCCCCGGCAAUUCGUCAGCUUUCCCUGACAGGUUGCCUGGGCCCAUUUUUACUCCUGGGUGGAGAGAGACUCCGUAAGAUUCAAGUGUUUUGCCCAAGAUCGGUGCACAAUGACCGGAUACGUUUUAAACCCCGACCUCUCAACCAGGUGUCCAGCGCGUAAACUAUUGUCUUCUUUUGUAUUGGUAAUAACAUGAUUUCGAGUGCAAUUUGGUGUUAAUAAGCAUUUGUAAAUUUUCCAAAGACAACAAAAUUGCACGAGCCCGUGGGGCAAAUGUAAUUUGUAGUUUUUGAAGAAUUUACAAGUGCUUACUACACGAGAAAUCAUGUUGUUACUUGUUAAUAAUGUACAUGAAAAAAAAAAUCACAUAUAGUCAAGAGAGACGUAAAUUUUGGCAGUGCGCACGCGUCCUAUUUGUAAUUUGCACUCGUGUUACAACUUUGCCCUCGUGUUACAUGAGAAUGCACUCGUUUUCAGUCGAUCAAACGCGCUUAAUCUUUUCAUCUACAUUAUUAAUUAAAUAACUGCAUGCAUACUGAAGUAUGGAGUUUUGCGGAAAUAUUGCCAUAGUUUUUUUCUUAUUCUGUUAUUUUUGUCUCUAGGUACUGCCAGAUGAACAACAGCCAGAGGAAGAAGUCGUCGACGAGUCGAAAAUUGAUAUCGGAACAAUUGAAAAGAUGGACCAAAAUUUGGUGGAGGAGAAUAAUCACACAUCACAGAUUCCCCUUUCAGACAAUGAGCUUCCUGAAAGUACAUCGACCGUCCAGCACGUGCAGCACGUGCCACCGAACAGCACGCAUCCCCCCGAGCCGGCGAUUGUCGCGCACACAUCUGACUCGCAGCCACGCCCGCCCAGCACGGAGCACGUGCCUCCAAAGGACGUUGACGUUGUGCAUCCGGGUACUACGUCGUCAGAGUAUGAAACUGUAGAAUGUAAGACUGUCAGCUCAAAAUCUGGAAUCUCGAAGAGCAAACAAGGCAGUGAACAUGAACAUGACGAACAUAAAGGCAGGUUCUGGAAGAGAACUCGGUCUGCUAAAGGAAGUAGUGGUAGCAGUUCCGCCACGGAUAGAUCCUCUGAUGUAUUCAAAGAUGAGGAACACAAACACAGAUCGAGGAAAGAAUCUAAAGAGACGAAGACAAAAACUGGAAAAACAAAGAGCAGAACGGGCUCUUCGGAUAGUGAUAAAGACGAAAAACACGUUUUGCAUGAAAGUCCCAUUGAAAGGCCUCGAGAGAAGACGCCAACCCUAGAACGGCAUUCUCGAGGACUUCCGCUUCCGCCGGGGCCUUCAGUGCCUCCACUUCCGGUUGUUCCCAUUUCCCAAAGACAUUUUUCUGCUCCCGAUGAGGUGGAAGAUGAUAACAACUAUGAGACUGUUGAAGUGCGUAAGACAAAGUCCAUGGAGAGAGUGAAGGGCCAUCCACCGUCUCCAUCCGACGAUGCAUAUGACACUGUCCAGGUUAAAGUCGGAAAACCUCGGGCUCUUUCGCUUGAUCACGACAUGGGCGAAGACAGCGGGAAUUACGAAGUUGUUGCUUUUAAUAAGAGCGAGAUUGAUUAUUUGUAUGCUGAAGUGCAGCAAUCCAAAAAUAAGGAGACUACGAAUGAAAAAAACGUGGAAGACACGGUUGCUGAGGAAACUGAGGAAGAUCCAGAAGAUCCUUACUCGAGAAUUAAGAACUUGAAACUGAAGGAAGAGGCAGCAGAAAUGUCAGAGGCCCUCGAAGAUGCGGAAGAUCCUUAUUCCAGCAUAAAAAAUGACAUGCAAGAGGAUGAUUUGGAAGUCUCUAACCUGUAUGAAGAUGUCGAGAAACAAAAAGAAAAUCGAGUUGAUAAAAAUCACAAAUACGCAUCCGUUGACAAAAGAGAAGUAUUCCAGUUAAUGAUAGACACCGAAAACAGCGCAGAUUCUGAAAGGAACAGAUCAAAGAGUGAUACAACGGGAUUGAAACGAUGUAGGAAGGAGAUGGACAAACGCGCCAAUUCUGUUCAUGUGGUGCGGUCAAGAACAGGCGAGGCUGUGGCAAAAGGCGAGGUUACACAAGCAAACAAGGCUACCACUUUGCCAAGAGACGAUACUUACGCAAAAGUGGACUUGAGCAGGAAGACAAGGCGUCGUAAUGAUACAGAAAGUAGCGGAGAUACUGAGGAGGAGAGACAUGACACGGAAGAUCCCCCACCCCUACCCCCUGCGUACGUGUCGUCAAGACAAAUGAAGAUUGAAAUGGGAAGAAUUCCAGGUAAAGAAGACGAAAUCUUAGUUCGUCAAAUGUUUCAUUCACGGGCUGUGGCAGACAGACAGAGAGACUGAAAUACAAACACUGGCGGACAGACUGACUAACUGACAGACUGAAUGACUGACUCAUAUUUACUGACUGACUGACAUACUAACUGACUGACUGACUUCAUGUCUGACUGACUGACUGACAUACUGACUUACUGACAGAGACUAUAAGACAGACUCACUGACCGACAGACAGACCGUCAGACGGGCGAUAAAUCAUGUAAUGACUUGAGAAACGGCGUGCAAGAUGUGUUUUUGAGUAUUCAGCCAUUGUCAAAGAUGAAAUGAUUACUAUGGUAUUUUCUAUACUUUCUUUUUGCAGAUAACACUGAUAACCUUUACGAUGAAGUCGCUACAGCUGGCCAGAGAGACCGCACUCCUAGUACAGAGUUGCUUAUACCUCAAGACGAUUCUAACCGAUUGUCAUCCGCGUCAGGCGACUACGAACUUGUUGAAACCAUUUUAAAACCAGUUAUUCCGAUAACCAAAACCUCGGCGAGCGACGAUUAUGCGGAAAUUCCAGAACCAGUUCACAAGUCAAAUGCGUCCGGUAGCGGUAGCGCGGGACCUGUGCAUUUGGAGGUCUGUAAUGCGCCAGCGAACAUCUCAGUCACGGUGACAAGUUCAACGGAAGCAUGCGCAAAUGACGAUAACGUCGAAGAAACUCAUUACGAAUUAGUUGCUCCUCGAGAUAGGAAACGUUUGGAGUCAAGUACAUCAAAUGGUGUAAGGCUAUGAUUGAAAGUAAGAGAUCUACGAGUGAAUUUUCCUUAGUUUCGCCAGCGUACAAAGAGGAUAUGGUUUUACAUUCCAACAACCUUCCCCAGUCGACCAGUUCCUCAAUUCUUAUAACUGAUAUGUUUGACAUUACACAAACAUUGUAUGGAGAAUGUACAUGCUGAUGUCUCCUUAGGCUAAAGCGUUUAGCAAAACUGUGUUUGUAGAAAGAAGAUGAACCUUUUAAGGUAUUAACACGAUUAGCCAGUGUCCAAAGAUAAUUUUUACUUCUUAUAGGCUUAUCCUUGGAAAUCGUCUUUUUUUUUAAUCUCAGAAGUAGGGUAUAUUUAUUUAAAAGUUUGCAUGCGUGACUCGUGGAUAAACGAUUUACAGUAUUUUGAGUGAAAGAGAAAAACUUGAAAGCGAAACUUGUCACUCUUGAAAUGACGUGUAGUCUUACCCAUUCCAAACUACUCCUAUUUGCCAUGCGCACACUUAACCUGCCCGGAAGGAGAAGCACAACACACUUUGUUAGACGGCACUAUCUAGAGGAAUAUUUAAACUAGCAGAUUUUUUUUAUUUUUCACAUAUAUCAAUAGUUAAACGAAGUUCGAACGCACCCCACUAUUGAAUGGACACCUCACUUAGGCGGACAAGAGGUCAUGUAAACCCCCAAACUUUGGAAAUCUCAUAAUUGAAAAAGAAAUGCUUCUUAUUAACAAGGAUAAAGGUCUUUCGGGUAUGUGAUUGUGGAAGUUUCCUCUGCAUCAGAUAUUCCGUAGCCUUUUUCGUACUUACGGUUUAAGUUAAGGCUAAGUGUUGCAGUAUUUUAGUGUUCAGAUGAACCCGUAAAUAUAGUUUAUUAAAAGCAAUAUUAUGUACUUUUUUUAACCAUCACACUAUUGAAUAGCAAUUGUAGUGUUA
Pocillopora meandrina is the source of this 8891-nucleotide messenger RNA. NCBI's taxonomy places the organism in Eukaryota, Metazoa, Cnidaria, Anthozoa, Scleractinia, Pocilloporidae. The record is from the annotation of a GenBank genome assembly.